AUGGGAGAAACUCCGGCACGGCCUAGGUCGUCCCGCCUGGGCACCGCCGACCGGAAGCCAAACGGCAACGCGCGCAAGGGGCGCUAUGAAGUCGCGGGUCUGGACGCCGACGCGUUCGCGCGGCGCACGCAGUUCCUGCGUGAGACGUUCCGCGAUCCCAAGACACGGCAUGCCUACCAGUGGACCGGUAACGAGAAAAAGAUGCUGGCCCUCGAUUGGUUCCACAACCCCGGGCUCUACAACGAAUGGAAGCCUAGCGAAACUGAGGACAUGGCCAGCAGGCUGUACUCCAACCUCAUCUUCAACUACAGCCACCUCGCCAUGGUCAACAUCGGCACCACGGUGAUCGUCUGCCGGCUAAUAAACGAGUUCGUGGACAUCUACGGCAACUACCAGCUGAUGUUCAUGGUGGUGCGCACCGAGACCGGCGAGCUGGAGCCGCAGGACUCCCUGCGCGUCGGCCUCGUGUGGCGCGGAGAGCAGAGCUCGAAGACCAUCGAGGGCAAGGAGGCGCUGUUGUACAGCGCGCCCAAAAGCGAGGACUUCCAGUGUCUCACCGAGGGCAUCAGCUUCAACGCACACUCGUUUUCGUCGGACGAGUUCGGCUGCUUCGAGACGUGCGAGAAGUGCCAGAACCGCAAGGUGGAGCCGCGCACCAGGCUGUGCCUACCUGAGAUUUUCUUCAAGACGCACGUGGUCGGCCUGGAGUUAACCUGCGCCAUCGUCGACAGCCGGCGCAACUACCUCGCGACCGUGCAGAAGGUCGACGGCACUGUGCACAUCAUCGACAUCACGAAGGUGCUGCAGGUGACCCUUGAGGUCGUGCACAAGUGGAAAACAGUGCACGAGGAGUACGUGCGCAGCCUCAGGGAGCUGAAAAACAGGCUGGAAGGCGGCCCCGUUACCGGCGGAAACGCUGAGGGUGGCGAUGCGCCUGCACCGCCGGAGAAACCUCAUCGUGGCAGAGGCAACUCCGCCGCUGCGAGAGCGGCAAAGCACUGCACCGCCUGCCUCCUAGGCGACGAGCAGCUGAAGACGCUCGACGCGCUCCGCCAGCAGACGAUGGACUUCAAACUGCCGUCGGAUCCUAUCACCUGCGUCGGACUGGACGUCGCUACGGAAUCGCACAAGGGCGUCCCGUUCCGGCGCAUAUCGAACGAGACGUGCCUCACGUACAUCUAUUCGUCUAUCGAGAAUUUGAAAGUCGUAGUGCCCGUUUACGUCGCAGCCGUGGGCGGUAGCCGCAUCUGCGUCUGGCGCAUAGGUGACGUGAACGACGGCGGCACUCGUCAGCCGUUCAUGCAGCUGGAGUUCCCCGAGGGCUGCAGGCCAACAGACGUUACCGCCACUCUGGGAAUUGCGAGGGAUUACUUAAGCUUGGUCGGCGACAAGUUCGCUCACGAGCCGCUGAUCUACGCCACCGACGACUCCGGCUACCUCAGGUUGUGGACGCUGGGCGACAACAACUGCGACGCGUCGAUACAGGUGGACACCAACGCGCUGCUGUCAGUGGACGUUAACAAAAUGUACCCCAACAUGGUCGUCAUCGGGGUGGAGACGGGCAAGAUAAAGAUCUACAACGUGUGGAAGCAGUGCAUGGGCGUAACGGGCACGCCGCCGGAUAUCGACUUCGUGCGCAUGACCACGAUCCCCAGCUAUCUGCCAAACGACGUCUACGAGUACCUCAGGUGGUACCACCCGGUGGUGAAAGUGAAGUGGGUCAACGAUACGUUGGUCAUGGCGCAGUACGCGGAGCCGCUGUUCGCCCGGGAGUCCGCCAACGCCUCCACCGUGGCCAUCUGGAACAUGGCAAAGGACAUAUUCGAUCGCAACGACGCCAUCCUGUGCCACCGCACGUGGUCGCAAGAUCUAUCGUACUCGUGGCACCUCGCCGCGAGGCUGGUGUGCCUCUACGGAGGCCACUACGCCAGCCUCGGCGGCGUGGUCUCGUCGGACUGCAGGUGGUCGUCUGAGCACGGCCUCAUCGCAAUAAGCUCCGACGCCACCGGUCAGCUACACGUGUACAAGCCCGGAGUUUGGACGUGGGCCGACUACGACGACGCCCUGUGCCUGGCCAGGUUCAAGGGCGACGCAGACUUCCACUGCAAGAUUCUGGACAAGGUCACCAAGGAGCAUGAGAACCUCAUGAAGCGCAACGCCAGCGACGCGAUGGCGUCGGCCGACCUGCGGAAGAACCGCGCCAAGUUCAGCGACUUCAUGGAGGUGGCGCUGCGUGAGUUGGAGCUGAUACGCUCCGAGAAGGCGCUCAAAAACGACUUCUCGAGCCUGCCGAACUGGGCGAAGCGCACCCUCAAGCUCAACACGGACUGCGAGCGGCUGCUGAAGCAGAUCCAGAAGAAUCUGCGCGACCGCGAAAUCACCGAGCACAACACCUCCAGCAACCGGGUCCAGCGAUGA
This is a messenger RNA of Babesia ovata, 2418 nucleotides long. Its product is annotated as katanin P80 subunit, putative. The transcript has a single exon. Gene Ontology annotation, molecular function: protein binding. Bases 1 to 2418 code for a protein of 805 amino acids. The record is from RefSeq and is a predicted model, not a curated record. NCBI's taxonomy places the organism in Eukaryota, Apicomplexa, Aconoidasida, Piroplasmida, Babesiidae.